Candoia aspera is the source of this 4739-nucleotide messenger RNA. It is a transcript of the gene NINL, whose product is annotated as ninein like. Gene Ontology annotation, cellular component: centrosome. The coding region runs from base 541 to 3855 and encodes 1104 amino acids. The transcript is spliced from 23 exons. NCBI's taxonomy places the organism in Eukaryota, Metazoa, Chordata, Lepidosauria, Squamata, Candoiidae. Gene Ontology annotation, biological process: microtubule anchoring at centrosome. Gene Ontology annotation, molecular function: calcium ion binding. The record is from RefSeq and is a predicted model, not a curated record.
AAGGACCUAUCAUUCCAGGUAGCUUUAAGUUGCAGUACAAGAAUUUCCAUUUGUUAAUGUUAACAAGUUAAGACAACUUAGAUCCUCCUUUCCCACCUUGGUGCUUUCCAAAUGUGUUGGGCUACCUACAACUGCUCUUAUUAUCCCCAACCAACAUGGUAAUUGGAGUUCAAGACGGCUGAAGAACACCGGCUGGGGAAAAAGUGACUUGCGAGACCGAAAGAAGCUGUCAAGGCAGCAGUCACACAAAUUCCCGUAUGGAAUAAAUCAUAUCGAAUACGGCAGGUUUGCCUUCUGUGUAAACGGUAUUUCGGAUUUGUCUUCCGCCACACGAAAAGAUGAAUUGCACGUCCGUUGCCGGGCAGCGCCCUCGGUUUCUGCAGCCGAAGCCAUCCCGUGGAGCUUUCCUGGCCCGGCUGAGCACAGUUCUCCUUGGAUUCCUCCGAAGCAGCAGCGGCUGAAGACCCGUUUGGAGCCCAGCUCGCCCCCUCCGGGUAACGCGCAGCAGCUGCUAAGAGAUUGUGCGCUGUAUACUAUGGGAUGGGUGAGGAAGAGAACAGAUACACAUCUCAGCUCAAGGAUGUAUAUGACAGCUGUGAUACCACAGGCACUGGGUAUUUGGACAAGGAGGAGCUGACUGAGCUGUGCCACAAACUACAUCUGGAAGGACAGCUCCCCUUACUUCUGGAAACACUUUUGGGGAAUAAUCACUUUGCCAGAGUUAAUUUUGAAGAGUUUAAGGAAGGUUUUGUGACCAUACUGUCUUCAACUAUCAAUCUUGGCCUUUCAGAUGAUGAGAGCAGCUACCUGGAGCCAGUUAUUCCAGAUGAGAUUGAGCCCAAGUACAUCACUGAGGCCAAAGGGUAUGGCCGCCGGACAAGGCCAGAACUUGAAAGUGCCAAAUUGGAAACCCCCAAAUAUUUACAAGAGGAGCAGAGAAAGGCAAAUGUAAAAAGUCAGCUGAGGCAUUCAACUUCUUUGGAGAGUGUGGAGAGUCUCAAACCAGAUGAAGAGGCUGAAAGCUCAAAACAACAGCAGCAGCAGAUGUUUGAGGGCCAAGGUGUGGCUCGGCAAAAAAGUCAAAUGUGUACCUGUGACGAUAACCUCAUUGACAACCCUAGAGAAGUCUCCACCUUGUAUUUGAACAUGACUGAGAAUCUUGACAUUGGAAAUAAUGGAUACCUCAACAAACAAGAGCUGGCUGCUGUUUGUAAGAACAUUGGGCUCAAAGAGAUGGAAAAAGAAGAACUUGAAGAAUUAUUUUACAAGUUGGAUAGUGAUGGAGAUGGCAGAGUAAGCUUAAAGGAAUUCCAGCAUGGCUUGUUCAGCCACAUCUGCAUUCCUUGUCCUUUUUCUUCCACCCCACUUAAAUCAAAAAGGCAAAGAUCACUCUCUAACCAGAUUUUGAAAGACAAUGGACAACGAACUGCAACUUCAUCUUUUUUAGCUGGCUCAGUGGCUUUAAAUCUUUUCUCCAGCAUUGAUGAUGGCAGUGGUUUUGCAAAUGUGGAGCAAGUUGUCUCCAUUUGGGCCUGGGAAGGGGUUGAAAACUGCAAAGAGAUUUUUAAGAGUCUUGAUUUCAACAUGGAGGAGAGAGUGAACCUUGUAGAGCUCUCUGUGGUCCUUGAUGAUGAAUUAAUUGCUUCCAAGAAUGGACUUCAACAGGCAGCUGUUGCCUCUUAUAAACAUGAACUUCAUCAUCUACAAGCACAAGUGGAACGGAUUUCCUGUGAGAGAAACAAAGCAAGAACUGAGCUGGAGAAGGCGGAAAAGAGGAAUUGGGAACUUUUUAAGGAAGUGGAUGAUAACCACAGUGCCCUGGAGCAUCACAAUGAGAGUAAACUCAGAGCUCUUGAGCAAGAUUUCCAAGGGAAGCUAAUGGCUAUCAAGUCUGAAGUCAAGAUGGAAAGGGAAUUGCUCAUGCAACAAGUGCACCAUCAGAGAACCAAGUUAGAAGCAGAUCUCAGGUGUCUUAAAGAGGAGGACUCUAGCCUGAGGAAGAAGCUGACCUUGAUGAUCAAGGAAAAUAGUCGCUUACAAGAUGAAGUUGCUGAGGUGGUUCAAAAACUGACUGAAUCUGAAAAUCAAGUUCUGAAACUUCAGAGGGAUCUUAAUUUCAUGUUGAAAGACAAGCUGGGACUGCUGGAGCCAUACAGCCCAGAGAUAUUCUGUCAAGAAGAGCGUUUUGCUGAAAUCAUUCGAGAGUAUGAGCUGCAGUGUCGGGAACUGCAUGACAAGAAUGAUGAGCUGCAGAUGGAGGUGGAAAAGCUGAGAUCCCAGCUGCAUGCAAAUAAGCCUAAACUAGCAUGCUGUAAAAUGAAGACCGGCAACACUGGAGAAAGGCCCUUGCCUGGAAAUGAAAAAGGUAGAAGUAUAGACAACAUUCAAAGGGUUGAUCAUCUUAGAUACCUGCACUUACCAACCAUAGGCCAAAAUGAUGACACUUUCAUAACAUCUGAUCUGUAUUCGGUAAGUAUAGAAACAGAACUUCUGGUGGAAGAAUUAAAAGAACAGAAUCAAAAUAUGAAAACACAGCUAGAAACCAAGGUCAAAUACUAUGAGAGGGAAAUAGAACUAAUAAAAAACAAUUUUGGGAAAGAAAGGAAGGACCUUGAACAAGGUUUCAGGAUCAAGAUUAGUGAAUUGGAAGAACAGAAGAAUGCCCUGGAAGAGUUGAAUGUGAAAUACCAGGAAGUGAUUGAUGGUUUGAAAAACCAGGUUCAGAAACUAGAUCCUAUCCAAGAAAUGAACAGAUUUGAGAAGGAGAGGGCAGAAAUGGAGCAGUAUUGUGCCAAAGAAAUUUCAGACUUAAGACAGAGGCUGGCCCAGGAAAGGGAAAGAUUGGAAGAUGACUUGAAGAUCAAGCAUGAAAUGGAGAUGCAUUUUAUGAGACUGGAACUGCACAGGAUUUCAGAAGACAAUAUUCUCUUAAAAAAUAAACUUGGAAAAAGUCAACAAGAAGUAGAGGAUAUUGGUGAGACAAACAAAAAGCACAUAAAGCACAUUGAUGAAUUGAAGAUGGAAAAAGAGAAGCUAAUGUAUGAAAUAAAAGAAUUAAAUGACCUGAACAAAUGCUACAAAGAAGAAAUCCUACAGCUGAACACCAGGACUGCUCAGCUAAGCCGUGAAUUCUUUGAAUUAAGCAGCAGUAAUAAAGCCAGUCAGAAAACAAUCAAGAUACUGAAUCAGAGGUUUGUUGAAUUGGAGAGCCAGAAAGAGCAAGAAGCCAAGCAACUUCAGGAGGUCUCUGCUGAGCUGACAAAGGAGCAUUUUCAGCAGCAGUUGACAUGGCAGGGUGAGAAGGACUUACUAGAUCAAGAGCUGAAGUCAGUGAAGGAAAAGCUAUUAGAAGCCAACACAAGAUUAUGCCUAGCUGAGUCUCAGCAUGCACAGGAGCUGCAACUAUUAAAGACCCAGAUGGACAAUACCAUACCUAAGGACCAUCUUGUAGAGCUUGAAACCAGAUUGGCAGAAGAACAGAAAACAGUUAGAAAGUUGCAUGGAGAUCUGAACUUCCAGGCGGAACAGAUGAAAUGGCAACUGGCCAUUUAUCAAGAAGAAUAUGAAAACUCACGUAGAUUAAUGGAGGAGAAGUUGGGGGAAGUAGAAAUGAAUCUGAAGAAUACACAAGUGUUGCUUCAGGAAAAGAUGGCCCAAAUUAAGGAGCAAUUUGAAAAAAAUGCCAAGUCUAAUCUAUUGCUGAAGGACCUAUAUGUGGAAAAUGCACAUCUGAUGAAAAUGCUGCAGGUUACAGAACAGAUGCAGAAGAGCACAGAAAAUAGGAACUUAAUUCUAGAAGAAAAAAUUUCAUCCCUGAAUAAGCUGGUUGGAGAAAUCACAUUCGCUUCUCAAUGAAUUAGUUAUUCAUUUAAUUUAAACGAAUUAGUUCCCAGUUAAGCUGUUUUAAAUGACAAUCAGUGGUAAAGACAUUAAUUGGCCAACUUUGUUAUACAUAUUUCAGACCCAAUACAGAUAAACUCUAUUCAUUUUUCAUGGACAGCACUAUAUAUGGGAUAUCUACCACUUCAGAGUGGGGGAAAUACAAAUGCUAUCUAAAAAGAUAGGAGAGCUAGUAGGGAAAUACAUUCUUGGGAAAUUAUGAAGAGGGAGAAAGACACAGUUUACAGCAAUAAACACCCCAUUUUUUCCAAUGGAAAAGCUUAACCAUUUACUGCUUUCUGGAUAAUUUUCACAGAAACAGGAUCUUCUACACUGUACCAUUUGGGGACUGGACAAUAUUUCUUGUGAUUUCCAAUUUCUUGUCUUCCUGGUUGUCUAUACACUGGCUACUAUUGUAUGUGUGUAUAUAUAUAUAUAUAAUACACACACACAUACAUACAGUAUAUGUACAGUUUUCUGCAAGUGUAAACUAUUUACUCCUUGAAUUAUGUGCUAUAUUAUUUAAGCAGAACUGCUGUAAACAAGAACCCAGUGGACCCUUCUUCUUUUUGCUUUGGAUAAUACCUGAGAUGUUUUAAUUAAAUAUUAUUUAUACAGUUUGUCCUCACUUGAUGGAUUUUAAUUGUAUAAAUACCUUUGCUAAGCAGGCAUAUGUUCAUUUUGCUGGGGUGGCAAAAAAUAAUCAGAGAAGAUAUUCAUCCUCUGGCUUUAGUGGCCACAGCAGGUAUGUUGUGCCCUCAGUGCACUCUUCACCUCUUUAAAAGGAAUUUGCUAUGUUCUUGCUAAUAUUAGCAGCAAAAACAUAAUUUCACUGGGACACACCUUGAGGUUUCCCUUUU